UACAUGGGGGUAGUUUCGUAAUUCAAGCAGAUUGUAUUGUUUGUGUAUAUCAAGCAAACUGUGCUGUUUCCUUUCCAUGUCGAAUCCUUCUUCUUCUUCUUCUUCUUCUUUGAUUCUCUCAGACAAAACAGAACAAACCCAGAAGUGAAGUGCAUUCAAACAAAGCUUUUGAUCUGUGUUUGUUUUAUAAAAAAAACCCUCUCUUUUUUUAAUCCUAUAUUUUCUUCCCAUCUCACAAAAAUUCAACCUUUUUGUUUCUUCAUUUCUUCGGCAUUUGCAUAGCCCUUUAAUGGUGGGAUAUUUUCUGUGGAAUAGGAGAAGAAAGAAAACAAGGGACAGCCUUUGUGUGUAAUUUGAAAAAUCAGAGACAGAGACAAAAGAAGAAGAUGAGGACAGACCUCGGAACUAUACAGCAAACGCUAACGCCGGACGCGGCGAGCGUUCUAAACCAAUCGAUCGCGGAAGCGACGCGUCGGAACCACGGCCAAACCACGCCGCUCCACGUGGCGACCACUCUCCUGGCUUCGCCGUCGGGAUUUCUCCGACAACGCCCCCAGCCGCUCUUGGCGGUGAAAGUGGAGCUCGAGCAGCUCAUCGUAUCGAUUCUCGAUGACCCGAGUGUGAGUCGGGUCAUGCGCGAGGCUAGUUUCUCUAGCCCCGCCGUCAAAUCCGCGAUCGAACAGUCUCUGGGUAACUCCAAUUCGUCCGGGCCCUUUAACCAGGGACCAAUCGGAUUCGGAUACCGACCCGUAUCCGGUCCGAUUACCCGGAAUCUCUACCUCAACCCCCGGCUACAGCAACCAGGAGUGGCUCAGACAAGGCUGUUGCAGAGUACCGAUGAAGUGAAACGGGUCUUGGACAUCAUGGUUCGGACAAGGAAGAGGAACCCAGUUCUCGUCGGUGAAUCGGAGCCGCAAAAUUUGGGGAAAGAGAUUCUGGGUAAGAUCGAGAGUGGGGAAAUCUGCGUUGGGUCAUUGCGGAAUUCUCAGGUGAUACAUGUCGAAAAGGAGCUGGCUUUGGAGAAGGCGCAAAUGGCGACUAGGGUUAAGGAGAUCUCCGUGUUGGUGGAGACCCGGAUGGGGAAUUCUGAUCUGGAAUGCAUCGUUCUCGAUCUGGGUGACCUGAAAUGGUUGGUGGAGCAGCAGCAUCCGCCGGCGAUCUCCGGCGGCGGAGCUGUGGCGGAGAUGGGGAAGCUUCUGGAGAGAUACGGAGGAAGGCUCUGGUUCAUUGGCACGGCGACUUGCGAGACUUAUCUUCGAUGUCAAGUGUAUUACCCAUCGAUGGAUAACGAUUGGGAUCUGCAAGCCAUUCCCAUCGCCGCCAAAUCGCCUAUAUUCCCGAGACAAAGUCCAAUGGAAUCGGUAUCUCCUGCGAGAAGUUUUCAGAUUCCUGCAAUAACAUUACAGCCGAAAAGUGUAUCCGAAAGCUUGGAUUCUGUGGAAAGAAUGAGAUGUUGUCCACAGUGUCUGCAGAAUUACAGAACCGAAGUCGGAAAACAAGAAACGGAAAGAACACCGCUUCUGCCGCAGUGGCUACAGAAACCGACCAAGGAUCAAGAACUGUCGGAGUUGGGGAAGAAAUGGAACGAGACGUGUUUACGGUUACAUCCUCGCUAUCAUCGACAACCGAAUAUGACGACGACGGCUUCCGAGAAAAUCCUUCCUUUGCCUGUCUCUCCGUUGAAGCUUCAGAACCGUGGAAACCCAAGUGAAAACACACUGCAGAUGAACUUUAGUACAGACAGAACUCCACCGGAGAGUCCCUUGGGGACAGACCUUGUUCUUGGGCGACCCAAUGGAGCUCUGUCCUCUCCUGACAAGACCCGAGAAUCGUAUACUAAUGGUGGUCCGAGAAAAGAUUCUGAAAUGCAAGAAGACUCGUCCGAUAUCGACUCAUUCAAGAAGCUACUAAAGGGCUUAGCAGAAACAGUCUGGUGGCAACACGAUGCAGCCUCUGCAGUGGCUGGGACCAUAUCUCGACACAAUCACGGAGACAGGAAACCUCGUGGCGUUUGGUCGAAGCGUAAUGAUAUCUGGUUGUUGUUCACUGGUCCGGACAGAGUCGGUAAGAACAAGAUGGUGUCUAGGUUGUCGGAUCUUAUCUCGGGAUCUCAGCCGAUAACUAUCAGUCUCGGUGUAAGGAGAGGUGACGAGGCUACCGGGCUGAGUUUCCGUGGUAAAACAACAUUAGAUAGAAUCACAGAUACCGUUAGGAAAAACCCUUCUGCUGUUAUCGUCAUAGAAGACAUGGAUGAGGCAGAUGCGAUUCUCCGAGGCAACAUAAAGCGAGCUAUGGAAAGAGGAAGAAUCUCUGAUUCUUACGGUCGUGAGAUUAGUCUAGGGAAUGUCGUAGUCAUCCUUACCACAAAUUGGUCGCCCGAAAGCUUAUCCGAAAGGUUUGAUCCGAUCGACGAAACAAAACUCGAGGGAUUGGUAAGCAAAGGAUGGCAACUGAGAUUCUCGGUUAGUAGCAAAACCCUAAAACGCAGACCGAGCUGGCUUUACAACAAUGACGAUGAUAACCACGAAAAGCCGUGCAGGCCAAGGAAAGAGAUCUCUUUCGAUCUGAACGAAGCAGCAGAGAUCGAUGAAGAGAAAGUGGGAAACGGGUCAUCGACGAAUUCUAGCGACGUAACUACCGAUCACGAUCAAGAAGAUAACUUCGGCCUCUUCCACAAGCUAUCCCUGCCUCCACAUUCUGGUUUGAGCAUAUUCGGCGAGCUAGGAGCUCUCGUGGACGAUGCCAUAUUCUUCAGACCAGUGGAUUUCGACAUUAUCAAGCGGAAAACUGCAGAAUCCUUGAAGAACCGGUUCUCGGGAAUUCUCGGGGAGAACCAAUCAAAGCUGGAAAUCGAGGAGACUGCGCUCGAGAGAAUCUCGGGUGCGAUAUGGAUCGGCGAGAUUAGCUUAGAAGAAUGGAUCGAAGAGGCGAUGGUUCCGAGCUUGAAUCGGAUGAAAUCUCGGGUUUCGAGUAGCGAAGAAUCUGUCUUUAAGCUCGAACUCGACGACGGAUUAAGCGAUCGAGUCACCGGAGAUUAUCUACCGAGAAGUAUCAGAACGUUGCUGGAUUGAUUUUGCGACGAGGGGCAGAAUCGGGAUUGUCGAGGUUUUGGGAGGAUAGAAAUGUAAAUACGUGAUGAAGUGGGGUUUUUUGGCGCGGGGAGUUCGGUAAACAGUAAAAACGGACAAACAAAAGGAAAAAGUGAAAGAAAAAACGGUUACCGACAAAGAGGCGUAGAUUAACGGUUACCUUUUCAGAUCAACGGCUGAGAUUUGAGAAUAUCUCAAUCCUUCUUUUUUGCUAUUUUCUACUCUUUCGAUAGUCUAUAAUAUUUCAUUAUUAAAUUGUAUUAUACGUAUGUCUAAAAUCGCAUAGCAUCAUAUACAAGUUAUUUACUAUAAAUAAAUAAAUAAUAAUAAGAGCUAGUUUUGAGGAUA
Tarenaya hassleriana is the source of this 3437-nucleotide messenger RNA. RefSeq names its product protein SMAX1-LIKE 2. The transcript is spliced from 4 exons. Gene Ontology annotation, molecular function: ATP binding; ATP hydrolysis activity. The record is from RefSeq and is a predicted model, not a curated record. Bases 387 to 3071 code for a protein of 894 amino acids. Lineage: Eukaryota; Viridiplantae; Streptophyta; Magnoliopsida; Brassicales; Cleomaceae.